AUGUGUAAUUUUAUAAAAAAAGGUAUUAGGUUUAAUGGAGAUAAAUAUAUUUUCCUUUUUGAUAUAUUUAUAAAGAAAUAUUUAUUAAAUGUAUUCGUAGCAAAUAUAUUAUGGGAAGAAGAGAAUAAUAUAUGUUUUCUAAAUAGAUUAAAAAAUAAAAGAAAGAAAAGUAUUUUAUUUCUUAAAGAAGAAUAUUUACGAUAUUUAAUGAUAUUAAAUAAGGAAGAGAAGAAUAAAAAGAAACGAUUAAAAAAAAUAUAUGAAUGUAUAAAAGUUUUUUCUAUUAAAGAAUUUCGAUGGCUUAUCAAUAAGUUGGAAAUAAUAUAUUUUUAUUUUUUUUGUCAUUUAUUACUUUUAUGUAUUUUUCAAAAUAUUUUUCUACUUACAUACAUGAGUAAAGAAUAUUUUUUGAAAAACAUACACAACUAUAUGAUAAAUAUUUUAUCCAAUGAUAUUAAAUUUAAUACAUCCAUUGAAUUUACACAUAAUGAUAAGUAUGAACAAAAAUGUAUAACCAUGGCUUAUUAUGAUUUUCUUUUAAACAAGAAAGGAAAGUUAAAGAAAAGGAACAAAUAUUAUGAUAUAAAAAAUAUAGAACCUUUAACAGGAAAAGAUAAGAAUUUGUAUUCCUAUUAUAAUUUUUCACCUUUUUUUCCUAUGUCUUCAUCAGAUAUAAUAAAUGUAAAUACAAAUGAUAAAAUAUCAAAUAUUUUAUGGAAUGAUAAAUAUAUUGAUACAUUAAACCACGUUAAUAUGAAAAAAAAGGAUAUUCCCUUAAAUAUUCAUAGUAAUAAUAUACUUAUGAAUAAUUAUGCAUACAGAAAAUAUGUUAGGAGUUAUAUGAUUAAAAAGAGAAUAAAUGAUCUGAUUUUAUAUAAUUUGAAGAAUAUAUUUGAAAAAAUAAAUAAUAUUGAGAAACUAACAAAUAUAAAUAAUUUUAUGAAUUUUAAAAAGGAAUAUGAAAAGGUUUCUAAAGAAGUAUGCAACAAUAAUAAUAAUAAUAAUAAUUAUGAUCCAAGUGACUGUAUGUUAAUAUUACCUAAUAGUUCGAAGGACCAUGCUUUAUAUAAUAAUAUAAAUAAUGAUGAAUAUAUGUAUAAAAAGUUUUGUAAUUUUAUUUCUCAAGAAAGGGAAAUUAAGAAACAAAGAGAAAAAGAAAAAUAUGAUAGAGACGAAAAAUAUGAUAGAGACGAAAAAUAUGAUAGAGACGAAAAAUAUGAUAGAGACGAAAAAUGUGAUAGAGAAGAAAAAUGUGAUAGAGAAGAAAAAUGUGAUAGAGAAGAAAAAUGUGAUAGAGAAGAAAAAUAUGAUAGAGGAGAAAAAUACCAUAGAGACGAAAAAUGCGAUAAAGAAGAAAAGGGCCUUAAAGAAGAUAAUUAUAGAGAUGUUAACGAAUGGAACAGUAAGAAAUACGAACGUUGUAAUAAAAUUUAUCCGAGUGAUUAUAAAUUUUUUUUAAGUGAGGAUAAAAAAUAUGAUACUUCUUACUAUUCAAAUGAACGGGUUAAUUUUCAUAAUAGUGAUAUAUAUAUGAAUGAUAUGGAUGAGGAAUUAUAUUAUAGCUCAUAUCAUAACAAUCAUCAUAAUAAUGAUAUAACAUAUAAUAGUAAUGUUUAUAAAAGAAUGUUAAACGAAGUUAUCCAUCCAUCUGUUGAGAGUAACGAUGUGAAGAAGGCACCUUUAAAUAAUGAUAAUAUAAAAAACAAAGAAUCUAAUGUGUAUGAAAUUAAUGAUAUAAUAUACCAAUUAAAUGGUGAGAAAAAAAUGAACACAAAUAUGUGUGAAAAAAGAGGAAAUAAAAUUUUUGAUUCAAAUAAUUUUCACAAUAUUAAUGAAAGGAAAAAGAAAAUAUUAGAUGAAAAUGAAAUGAUAACAAUUGAUAAUAAUAUAGAUAAGAAAGAGAAUAUUUUAUUUCCAUAUUUCCAUAUGGAAAUAUUAAAAGAUAAUGAAAUGAAUAUAACUAAAUAUUAUAAAGAUAAACAGUAUUAUGGUCAAUAUAAAUAUGAUGAAAAUAUAUAUAUAUAUGAUUUAAUUGUAUUAGAUACUUCUGGAUAUAUAUACAAAGUUUCGACAGAUGGUAGUUACCAUUGGAAACGAAAAAUUGUAGACCAUAUACAAGACUAUUCAAAUAUUGAAGAAAAAGACGAUGAACGGAAGGUAUUGAAAAAGCGAAAUAAAUUAAACGAAGAAGACAUGUAUGAAAGUAAUACUAAGCAUGAAAAUAAUAUGUAUGAUAUGAAUACGUAUGAAAGUAAUAAGUACGUUAUCAAUACGUAUGAUAAAAAUAUUUCGGAUAGUACUAAAGCUCAUCAAAAUCUUUACGUAUUAAAAAAAAAAGUUUAUGAUAUGAAUUAUGAUUCAAAAAGAGCGUUAAAAAUAUCUCCUUAUCAUAAUUAUUUUAAUACAUCGAUUAUAAAUUCUAUUAAUACAGAUAAAUUAAAACAAUCCAAACCAUUAUAUAAGAACAAUAUAAAAACGAAUGAUGAUAAUAAAAAAUUAAGGGAAAAUAAAACCAAAAACAAAAGAUUAGUUUCAAAUUAUUUAGGUAAUUUAUUUUAUAUAAAUGAAAAUAAUGAAGUUAUACCAUUAAAUAUAAAUAUUAAAGAUGUUGUAAAUAAUUCCCCAUUUAAAUCCCCUCUGUUUCCUAACAUGGUAUUUAUUGGUUCACGAGAAUCGACUAUAAUUAAUUUAGAUUAUGACACAGGACAUGUACUAAGAAAAUAUGAUGAAGCAUCUAAUGAAUUGUUAGACAAGGCAAAAAAAAAAAAAUCAAGAAAAAAUAAAAGUAUAAAAAAUAUGAAAGAUAUAAAUGAUAAUAUGAAGUUAUAUAAAGAAGGUAGUCAAAAUGUAGAGGACUUAUCCUUUACCGAGGAGGAGAAUAAAAAGAAAAGUAUUUUAGACAGUGAGAAAAUAGAAGUGGCAUCCUUAAAUAAUGAAGGGAAUAUGAAUAAAGGUUUUGCGUGUGAAAAGGAUGAUAAAAUAAAUAAUUAUGAUAAUGAUGAAGAUGAUCUAUUAUGUGCUCAAUAUGAAGACAACAAUGAUUAUGAUAAUAAUAAUAAUAAUAAUAAUAAUAAUAGGAAUAGCUAUUAUUAUUAUAAUAUUAAUGGUAAUGCUAGUGAUGAUGUAUUAGUACAUUCAAAAAAUGAAUUAUUAAAUAAUAGGUAUAUAAAUAAAACAAAUAUAAAAGAUGAAAACUCAAAUAAUAAUGAAUCAUUUCUCAAUAAUAUUGAUGGGAUGAAUAAUUUUAAGUUGCUACGAAAAAGAAAUAUGAAAAGAAAUAGAAAAAAGAAUCUCCUUAAAAGACUUAUGGUAAGUACAAAUAAACUGAGCAUGUUAUUGAAUAGAUACCAUUUAAUUAAUCGUAGUUUAGAAAGAAUGAGAAAAGAUAUUAAAAGAGGGAAAAAUAAAAGAAUAUUAAAAAAACGUCAAUUACAAAUAAGUUUAAUAAAAUGGGUAAUCAAAGCAGUAGAUGAGAAUACAUUAAAAAAGAAAUGGAUAACAACUUGGGUUGAUGUUGGAUCUAUAUUUAUGACAGAUGUAUAUAGGAAAGAUACAUCAUUUAUAAAUUCUUUAAUUGAAAUUGUUGGAAAUAAAUUAAUAUUAAGACCAAUAGAAAAGGACAAAAUGAAAAGUACUACAUAUCAAAUUUUAAAGAUUAUGAAUAAUGACACUGAUGAAAUACAAAUGUAUCGAAAUGAAGAUAUGAAAUAUGAAGUUAUUAAUAAUGUGGAUGAUAUAAAUAAUGUGGAUGAUAUAAAUAAUGUGGAUGAUAUAAAUAAUGUGGAUAAUAUAAAUAAUGCGAAUAAUAUAAACAAUGCGAAUAAUAUAAACAAUGCGAAUAAUAUAAACAAUGCGAAUAAUAUAAACAAUGCGAAUAAUAUAAACAAUAUGAAUAACAUUCUAAAUGAUAGGUUAAAAAAUGGAAUUAAUAAUAAAGAUAAUUCCAACAUAAAAUCGAAAAUAUUUAUUUUUUCAGAAUCCAUAUCAUCCGUUUUUGCAGUAAAAUAUAAGAAUUUAUCAAAUAUAUUUACAUUAGAUAUUAUAGCAAAACCAAAUAUAAAAUUAUAUUCUGAUUAUGAUAAUUUGAAUAAUUUUACAUAUAAUCCUGUACAUGUAAAAAAAGAGAAAACCCUUUUUUUGCCGUUUUCUAAGGAUAUAUCUGAUUUAGAUGGAGAUAAAUUUUCAUGUAGUUUUGACGAUAAUAUAAUAUAUGGUAAAAAAUUAAUACAUCGCUUAAAUAGUAUAUCAGUAAAUAUUUCUUCUAUAGAAAAAGAUAUGAAAUAUUUAUUAUCAAAUAUCAUAUAUGUAUAUGACAAGAAUAAGAAGAUUCCAAUAAGUUAUAUAUAUGAUAUGAAGAAUUUAAUAUAUGAAUAUCAAAAGGUUAAGCAAGAGUUUUUAUAUCAUUUACCUUGGGAUGAAGGAGACCAGAAAUAUUUAAGUCGAACGGAUGAUGUAUUAAAUAAUAGUAUAAUAGAUAAUAUAGGUAAAAAGGGUCCAAUUUUUAUUUGUGAAUAUAUAAACAAAUUUAUGGAUUUAUACUUUGAAGAGAAUGAUAUUUGUUAUGAUUAUUGUUCUAUGUUAAAUAUAUGGGAUAAAAUUUUUAAUAAUACUGUUAGUGAUGGAGAUUCUUUAUUAUUGUCGAAUUUGUAUCGUGUUGUACAUAGUGCCUUUAAGAAUAAUAAUAAAUAUAAUAACAAUAUUUAUUUUGAUAAUAAUAUGAAUAGUAGUAGUAGUAGUAGUAGAAGAAGAAGUCGUGUAAAUAUUUAUAACUUUGAUAAUUAUUAUAAUAAUAUGAGAGAUUAUAAUAGUUUUUGGGAAGAUAGGCAUAAUAUAUUAAUGAAUAGAGAAAACUUUUUAAUUAAUAGAAGCACGGAUAAAGUUUUUUCAGGGGGUAAAAAUAAUGAACUGAAAGAAUUUACUUCUAUUAGAUAUAAAAGAAGAAGAUGGUACUGGAGAGUAUUUUAUACUAUUAUGUUUAUAAUUUUUUUCCCAGUAUUAUUUAUAUAUAGAAGAAUUAUUAAAAGGAGAAAAGGUAGUAGUAAGGGUAAUAAAAUAGGUACAAGUAGUAAUAAUAAGUUGAUUAAAAAAAAUCGAACUUUUAAAGAUUAUGAUGAUGAGGAUGAAAAUAAUAUAAUGAGUGAAGAUGAAGAAGACGAUUUAGAUAUGAAUUAUGAUUUAAUAUUUGAUGAUGAUAGAUUAAAAGUUAAAAAAAUAAAAAGAAUGAGAAAAAAUUAUAAUAAUAAUAAUAAUAAUAAUAAUAAUAAUAAUAAUAGUAAUAGUAAUAGUAAGAGUAAUCGAUUUUUAUCCAAAUUGAGUAAUAUAGAUUUAGCUAAUAUUGAUUUAAACUUAAUUAAAAAAAGUCAUGGGAAAAGAAUGGAUAAUUUUGAACAACCCACUCUUGUGGACAUUUUAGCUAGACAUGCAAGAGAUACUACACAUAAUGAUGGUGGAUCUUAUUAUCCUUUCAACGAAAACGAAACCUAUAAUAUGUUAUCAUUAAAUUAUGCUUGGGGUGGUAAUCUUAAGCAUAUGAAUGUUGAAAGGGCCUCAGAAUAUAAUAUGGGUAAUAUAUCUCAUGAAUACAAUUAUGACAAUAUAAGAAAUUUAGGUGAUAAUAAAAUAUCAGCAUAUGAAUUAGAUAUAUAUGAGAAAGAAUUAUUUCAUUUAUAUAGAAGAAGGGCAGCAUCUCAGGAUGUACUUAAUAAAAAAUCUUUUGUUAUGAAAAAACGGAUACGUAGUAGUUAUAAAGUUGGUAGUAGCAAUAAAUAUCAUAAGAAAAAUUAUACAGAUAAUGAAAAGGAUAAGAAAAAAUAUCGUAGUUAUAAAGAAAAACAUAUAAAUGAAAAAAUGUUUGAUAAAAAAGAAUUUCUAAACUUUUUAACGAAUUUUAAUAAGAAGUUUAUGAAGAAGAAUUCUUUGGUUGAUCAUUUAAUAAAAAUGAAUGAUAAAGGAGAAGAUGAUUAUGAUGGUUAUAAUAGUAGUGGUAGUAGAUAUAAUAAUAUAAAUGAUGGUGGUGUUGAAUUGUGGGGUACUACUAAAAGGUAUACGAAUAAUAAAAAUAAUAGUGAUUAUGAUAAUAAUAAUAUGAAAAAUAAAAGAUAUUCUAACAAGAAACAUAAUAAUAAUAAUGAUAAUAUUAAUAAUAAUAAUAAUAAUAAUAAUAAUAAUAAUAAUAGUAAUAGUAACAGAUAUACAGAUGAAAGGAAAUACCGAAAUAAAAGCAUAAAAGAAGAUGUGGAUUAUACAAAUGAUUAUUAUAAUAUACAAUUAAAUAAUAAUAAAAUAAAUAACAAUCAAAUAAAAAAUAAAAUCGAUACUAUUAGAAAUAUUAGUCAUGAGAAAUUAGGUAAUAAUAAAAGUUCGAGUGCUAGGAAUUUGUCAUUAAUACAAACAUCUCAUAUUCCAUAUGAUGCUCCAUUAGCUGAUUUUUUAGAGAAUGGAAGAUUUUUAAGAACUUUUGAAAAUAUUUCUCUUAUAGGACAAGGAGGAUUUGGUUCAGUUUAUAAAGUAUCACAUCGAUUAGAACCUGGAUCUCCAACAUAUGCUGUGAAAUUUAUUUAUUUAAAAGUAAGUUCAUUAGAUAAUGUAAGUUCAAGGAGAUAUUUUCGAGAAAUCGCAGCUAAUAGAGAUAUAUAUAGUAAACAUGUUGUUCGAUAUUAUACAUGGUGGUGUGAAGAACCUCAAUUUUUACCUAUGCAUCUGAUGCCAAAAGAAAUUCAAAACUUAGUAAAAAAGAAUAAAGAUACAUUUAAAAAAAAAAGACUUACGAAAAAUAAAAAGUAUAGUAAUAAUUGUAUAAGUGAUAGUAGUAAUAAUAACAAUAGUAGUUGUUAUAGUGUUAGUAGUUAUAAUUCGAGUAUUAAUAGUAAUUAUAGAUAUAACAAAUUAUGGAUAAAAAAGAAAGAACAAAGUCCUGAUAUGAAAAGAUAUAAAGACGUUCUUAGAAAGAAUAAUGCUCCUAAUUUAGUUUUUUAUAGUGAUAACGAUGGAUUAACAUCUAAGAAUAAGGAAAAUCCUGAAAAUAAUCACAAUCCAUUUUUGAGUGAUAAAAAUUUUUCUGAUUCUAUAUAUAAAAAGAAAAAAAGUCAUGAUUAUAAUUCAUCUAGUCACAAACUGAAAAAAAGAAAAAACAAGAAAAAAAAAGGUAAAAAAAAAAGAAAAAGUAAAAGCAAAAUAAAAACAAAUGCUCAACGAAUAUAUGAGGAAAGUGAACAGCAUGAAGGAAGAGAUCACUUUCAAUAUAAAAAAGGAAAGGAACAGUUUUCAAAAUUUAUAGGAAAACAUAAUUCUAUGGGUUUUACACAAAGUUUCCAAGAAUAUGAUCCUUUUGAUAAUGGUUAUUUGAGUGAAGAAGAUAGAGAUCUUAUAGUUUUCGCCGAUAAUGAAGAAUCAAAUGAAAAUUCCCAACAAAUUAUACGUCAUGAUAAUAUGAACAAUGAAAAUAUUAUUAUAAAGCAUAGAAAUGAAGAUGAUAAAAACGAAUUGGAUGGUUAUAAAAACAAAUUGGAUGGUGAUAAAAACGAAUUGGAUGGUGAUAAAAACGAAUUGGAUGGUGAUAAAAACGAAUUGGAUGGUUAUAAAAACAAAUUGGAUGAUUUAUUAAUGAAAGAAAAAAUUAAUAGUUUAACAAGAAACGAUAUUGUUAAUAUUGAGAAUGAGAACCCAACUCCUCAUGCUACUAAUAAUAUUAAAAAUAAAAAGGUUGAUUUAAAUGGAGAAUUAACUUAUUAUGAUUACGUUGGAAAAAAUGAAGUCAUACCAAAUUCUCGAACCGAAACGAAUGUUGAAAGUAUUAAUACGAAUGGUAUGUUUAAUAAUAAAUUUUCUGUUAUGAAAGACGAAGGAGGGGAAUAUAAGAAAAAAGAAAACAUGACCUGGGGAGACACGAAAAGGGAUGGUUUAUAUGAAAAUGGAAAACAGGAAAAAGAUGGUUUAUAUGAAAAUGGAAAACUGGAAAAAGAUGGUUUAUAUAAAAAUGGAAAAGAGGAAAAAGAUGGUUUAGGUGUUAAUAAAUGUAUAACAAAUAAAUAUAUUGAAAAUGAUGAUGACGAUGAUAAUAAUAAUAAUAAUAAUAAUAAUAAUAAUAAUAUUAUAGAUGAAAGGAAAAAAGACCUAAAGAAAAAACAAAAAAAUGCCAUUACUAAAGGUAAUGAAGAUUUGUUAGCAAUAAAUGGUACAAAUAAUAAAGAGAAAAGAAAGAAGGAUGAUGAUAUAAAUAAAAAUAUGGAAAAAAUAAAAUCAUAUAAAAAGAAAACACCAGUUCCUGAAUUUUCUAUAGUCUUAUUAUUACAGAUGGAAUUGUGUAAAGGAUAUACCUUACGUAAAUGGCUAGAUAGAUCUACGAGAAGUGACAAACCUUUACAUUUUACUUAUAGUGAUAAAAAAAUGAAUCAUCCAUUAGAAUUUGAUUUAUUUAAACAAUUAAUUAAAGGUCUUAAAGAUAUUCAUGCUACUUGUUUUAUUCAUAGAGAUUUAAAACCUGAAAACAUUUUUGUAGAUCCUGAUACGUAUACAUUAAAGAUUGGAGAUUUAGGAUUAGUACGAUUUAUUGAAGAGAAAAAAAGAGAAAAGGAUUUUAACAAUAUUGAUUGUUAUAAAGAUAAUAUAUAUACAGAUAUUAAUCAGAAUGCAAUAACUAGCCAAAUAUCUAUAAAAGGACAAAUUAUAGGAACACCUGGUUAUACAGCACCAGAAGGUGGAGCUUUAUGUGAUGAAAAAGCAGAUAUAUAUAGUGCAGCCUUAAUUUUAUUAGAAUUAUUAUGUCCACGUUUUACAACAAUUAUGGAACGAUAUAAAAGAUUAAAUGAUUUCAGAAAUUAUUAUACAGUACCUGAUUAUGUAAAAAUUCAUUUAAACCCAUGGUAUAUUUUAAUGUUACAAAUGUCAAAACCCAAUCCAGCAGAUAGACCAUCGGCUGCUGACGUGUAUAGUAAAAUUAAAGUAUUGCUAGAUCCUCAUUUGACUGAUUUUGCAUUUAUCUUUAACGAUAUUCAUAAUGAGCAUAUGAAUAAACCACCUCAGGGAACUAAUAACUUUGAAAGAACAUCGGAGAAUAAGGACAAAUUCGUAAUACAAAGUGGGGAUAUGAAGAAUAAAGUAGAAAAUGAAGAAAUACCUAUUGAAAAAGGAUUAAAUAUCAAUGUAGAGAAUAUAAAAAAUGAGAAUAAUGGUGCGGACAAAUAG
Plasmodium reichenowi is the source of this 9183-nucleotide messenger RNA. Its product is annotated as eukaryotic translation initiation factor 2-alpha kinase, putative. Gene Ontology annotation, biological process: protein phosphorylation. The transcript has a single exon. NCBI's taxonomy places the organism in Eukaryota, Apicomplexa, Aconoidasida, Haemosporida, Plasmodiidae. Gene Ontology annotation, molecular function: protein kinase activity; ATP binding. The record is from RefSeq and is a predicted model, not a curated record. Bases 1 to 9183 code for a protein of 3060 amino acids.